Penaeus vannamei (Pacific white shrimp) is the source of this 583-nucleotide messenger RNA. The record is from RefSeq and is a predicted model, not a curated record. NCBI's taxonomy places the organism in Eukaryota, Metazoa, Arthropoda, Malacostraca, Decapoda, Penaeidae.
CUUCCAGGUGGCUCUCGCGGGCGGGCGCUACGUGAUGGGCGCGAGCAAGGGCGUGCACAGCCAGUGGAACUGCGUCCGCGGCGACGGGCGGAACCUCACGCAGGAGUGGCUGAGGGCCAAGCGCGCCCACGGACACACCGCCCGCUACGUCACCAACACCCAGGACCUCCUCAACACGGACUACGCCUCCACGGACUACCUCUUGGGCCUCUUCGCUGACAGCCACUUAGACUUCGAAGCAGACCGCGAUCGUGGACCUCUUGGCCAACCCAGUCUGGCCAACAUGACUCGUGCCGCCAUUAAGAUGCUGUCCAAGAACAUGCACAAAGGUUUUUUCCUCCUGGUAAGGUCACGAUGGUAGUUCUGUAUCUGACUUUAUUUGCGGAAGAGAAAUUAAUUAUGUGUGUGAUAUUGUUGUUCAAUUUUUUUUUCUUCUUAGGUGAAUUAUUUUUGACGCGUCUAAUGUUACUAUACUAUUGACAGAGAGUAUCUUUAUCUUUUCUUUUCUUUUUGUCAUAAUUAGAAACUUUUCUAACUACAUUUAUCUCCAUCAAAACAUUACAGUCUACCACAUACCCCCUAU